Polypterus senegalus (gray bichir) is the source of this 4779-nucleotide messenger RNA. Its product is annotated as SLIT and NTRK-like protein 6. The transcript is spliced from 2 exons. Bases 359 to 2020 code for a protein of 553 amino acids. Gene Ontology annotation, cellular component: plasma membrane. Lineage: Eukaryota; Metazoa; Chordata; Cladistia; Polypteriformes; Polypteridae. The record is from RefSeq and is a predicted model, not a curated record. Gene Ontology annotation, molecular function: protein binding.
GCUUGUUGAGAUGAGCGGCCUGCUCUUUUCAGGUUUGUUCUGAUCUUCGAAUGAAUUCUCGUACUUGCUUGGCACUGGCUGAGUUGUCUGCAGGCCUCCCCUAGCUGCUGUUCAUUCUUUAUCAUUUCUUAAUGGAAGUGCUUCAUUACAUUUUAUAUUCAUUACCACAAAUAUUCCAGCCAUAUGUUUUCUGGGUCUUUUUUUUUUCCAUAAGGGGACGCAAAGAGCAGAAGGCUAUCCCAGCAACACUGGAUGUAAAGCAAUAAACAACACUGCUUGGGAUGCCAAGGUAUAAAGAGUACCUGUUUGAAACUGGAAUACCCAAGACCACCCACUGUCCUAGCAAGGAGCCAGCAAAAUGAAAGCAAGUCUCUUCCUUUGCACCCUUCUCCUAAUGCCUCCACCCCUGCCAACAAAUAAAAGCUGUAAAAGUGACAAGGACCCUGACAACAGAGCUAGAGUGACCUGUGAAAAGGGUGGGUUAACAGCAGUGCCCAGCUCCCUGCCAGACACCACAGAGGUCCUGAUCCUACAUUUCAACAGUUUCACCACCAUUUCUUGGGAGGCGUUUGCUGGCUUUCCUCAGCUGUUCGAGCUGGACCUUUCCCAUAAUCAUAUUAGUUUAUUGGAGAAGGGGAAUCCUCCAUUUGCUGGGCCCGGUGAUGGUGGGGUCAGCUCUUGGAAUCUUGGAAAGCUUGCCAAACUACACUUGGUUAACAACAGCAUCUCCACCUUGGCUGAAGAUAUCUUCCAGCCAUUCCCAAACCUGAUGGAACUCUUCCUCUCAGGCAACAAAAUUAAGAUAUUCCCAGAGCAGAUCUUUAAUGGUUUGAAUAAGCUGGAAAAGUUGGACAUCUCCUCCAAUUCAAUUAAGGUUCUGCCAGCUGAUCUAAUCAAUCAUUUACCAAAGCUAAAACACUUUGAUGUGCAAGACAACCAAAUGCAAUUCCUCCCUGAUGGUUUCUUCCCAGAUCGGGAAAUUCCCUAUGCAUUCCUGGGAAGAAACCCCUGGUUCUGCAACUGUAAGAUGGAGUACUUAAGAAAUUGGGUGGAAGAACAGUCCCAUAACAUUUACAUGUUAACUAAUGGCACGAUUGAAAAUAGCCCCGAGAGUGUGGUCUGCUUUGGACCAGCACGUUUACAAAAGCAUGAAGUACAGAAUUUGGAGAAUAGUGACAUCUGUCCAGCUGAUGGCAUAGUAGAAACAUUUGCCACUACUACACAGUUCCUUACAACAUUUGAAACUUCUUCGUUCAUUCCAAAUUUAACAACUGAAAUAAAAACGAUGAGGACUGACACCACUAGUAUCACUAUGGCACCUUCUUCCUCAGCGACCUCCUCUAGCAUGUCUACUUUGAGACAUGUCACCAGUACCUUGAUACAAACUACUUCUUUAGUACCAUCAGAAGAGACUUCCCAACCUACCACCAGUGAUUUUUUGCCAUCCUCUAUGGCCACAUCAGCUCCUUCACAGGAGACCUCCUUCUCCACCGUUGCUUCCCUACACCCAAUCCAUACCACAAAAUCAGGAUUCCUAGUAGAAACCUCCCAGUAUCCUGUUACCACCAUGGUAACUGUCCUUUCUGGUGUCAUGAACACCACUGAGCUAGACUAUAUCUGGGAUAUUGCAGGAGGUCACCAAGAGAGAAGAGGCACCUCUCACAAUGAAAACCCUGUUGUUCUUUUCUGUCUGCUGCUCUUCAGCUGGUGCUUAGCUUCUUGCCUCCUCCUUAUAGUCUCCACCUGCCUUCUUCUGUACUGGAUAUGGCGGCUGUACUUCAAAUUCUACAGGCCUGCUAAGAAGCUUCUGCUUAAACCACCAAACGUCCGACUGAUCCGGUACAGCACGCUUCUGAGAAACGAAGAAGGAAAGUCCACUUCCUGGUUAAACGACACACUGGAGCACCCAAGGAUAGAGGAGGCAGAUUUUUGUGAACCUGAAGAUCUUUGCUCAUCUAAUGAAGUGGGAAGAAUGUCCUCCAUCAGUCUGGAUGAGGGCCUUGACGGUUCUGCUUUCUAGCUUUGUUGAACUGCAGAAGCACAUGGCUGUUUCGAAACAUCUAGUCUUAUAACUAAUUUUGUGUAUUAUUUUUAAACUUGAUGUUUGAUAUAAUAAAACAGCACACCUCCGCACGCUACAUUGCUGACACUUCAAUAGCAAAGCGAAUGCAGCAUAGCAAUGUCCCAACAGAAUCUGUUGAGCACAUCUACGAAUUCCAGUCUUGAAACACAGCAUUCAUACAAAUUAAUCAGUCCCAUUUUUAUACAAGACAUCGAAUGUAAAGUUCUGAGCUCAGCCCGAGUCCUUCCUCUCAGGUCUUGUGCCUUUCCUUCCUGAUUGGCCGCAUCACAAAUGCGGCAGCAACAAGCCAAGAAGGAAGCUGAAAUUAAGGCUUUGUCAUAAACUGGAAGUGCAGUGAUGGUGCACCACUGAAAGGUUAGGUAGUUAGUUAGUUAGGUAGACUUUAUGAUCCAAAAGAGAAAUUUGUUUGAAGCAGGGAGGUACAAAACUCAGGAAAAGAUACACAGAUACAAGAAAAUAAGCAAAGGCUCAGCAACUACCGACCGGUGUGGUCAUAAGUUCACACACUCAAGAUUAGUCCUUUAACAGGAAACCAAAUAAUCAUUCUGAAUUUAACUUUCAGCAGCAUCCUUACAAGUAGCACAAUUUCAAAUGUUUAUAAACUCUGGGAAUAAAAGAGUUCUUACUGUUCUGUUGCUCUUAACUCUCGGAAACCUAAAUCUGCAGCCAGAUGGCAACAACUGGAAAUUGAAGAAAAGAGGAUGGCGCCUGUCUGACAGAACUGAGUCUGCCUUCUUUCUAACCAGUUUGUGACACGGGUCUGCUGUGAACCAAUAAUUUUACUGCUGAUUUUUACAAUGUUCUUAAUGCUGAAGUUGCAAACCAGCACAUAAAAAGCAAAUGUAAAAACGGAUUCAGUUAAGGGUUAUUAAAAAAGUGGCCGUACAACUUUAUCUACUUUAAAACAGUUGAGUUGCCUAAGAAAGAAAAGCCAAUGUUUUUCCCAUCCUACACAGGUGUUCUGUGUUAAGAUCAAAGUUUAGCCUAUCAGUGAUUGUCCCCCUUCUCCAUUGUGUCCCAUUUAAUUCAAGGUAUAACAGUGGAAAAAGGGCAGCACCAGAGAUCUACAGCCAGCUCCUUGGUCUUAAGACAUAUUUAGCUGUACAAAGGAACAAUCACACCUCUGAAUAAAGUCAUCAACAACAGGCCCAUGGCUGUCCUCCUUGUAGAAGACUGACAAUGAGAGAACCAUCUACACAUUUCAGGAUAUGUCUGUCCUCAUGUGGACUCCUGCAGUUAUUGGUGUAUAAGAUGAGCAGAAGAGGAGAUGGACAGCAACCAUGGGGGGUACCGAGAGAUAUGCUCAGGUUAUUAGAAAAACAGAUAUCAGCACUCCGCUUUGUGUUCUGUUAGCUGAAAAGUCCAGAAUCAACCCCACCAAGUUAGGGUCCGAACAGAACUGAUCAUUCGGUGUAUUAACUAAAAUGUGAUGCUGGAUUGUAUUAAAAGCUGACGAGAAAACUGCAAAUAGCAAUCUUGUGUGGUUUUUUGGUCCUUCCAAGUGCUCAUACAGUAAAGUCAGAAGUAUUGCUGCGGCGUCCUCCACCUUCCUUUUUGCUCACUGUAGGCCAGAGAUUUUGUUAAGCAGGUGUCUCCUAGAAAGACUUUUUAAGUACACGAGAGAUUAGUCACGUAAUGCUUUGGAGUUUGUGGCGUUUUACUAAACGAGUAACACUUGCUUGCUAUCAUAGGUUGGGGACUUCCAGUAAAUCCAGAGACAUCUCAAAUAAGGAGUGGAAUAUUUGAGAGAGCUCCUCUGCACAGGAGGGAAGCAGACAAGGCUUUCUUAUACAGAAGUUGAGCUUAAACAAAGAAAAAAACUAUUUUUACUCUCUGGAAGACACAAUUAACACUUAGAACUGGCAGGAGGUCAAAUGAAGGCAGACAAAUGUAAUAAAAUCCAGAAAAGAAAAGAAAAAAGGAAAACAAACAGCAAAAUGAUUGAAAGUGCACUCCACUUACUCUAUUUUAUCACCUCUGGUCUCAUGUAUGGUUCCGUAUGACUAGAUCUGAACCUGGCCCUGGGUGUCAGUGUGGAGUUUGUCUCCUGUAUCCCAAAGACUUUCAGGUGAGGUUAAUAAGCAACCAAAAACUAACACUGGGUGAGCACCUGCAGCAACAAAUUGAUGCCCAUUCCAGAAUCCGCUCCUGCUUUGUUUCCAGUGCUGUUGGAAUAACUUCUGCCUGUUGUGACACUGCACUGGGCAAAGCAGGUACAAAAAAAAUGGAUGGAUGAAUGGUAAUGUGACCCAAGUAUAACAGAUUGACAGAUAGAACUUUAUUGUCCUCAGGGAGAAAUUUGGCUUUUUACAGAAGUUCUUUAAAAAAAAAAAAAAUAAAAAAAAAAGAUAAAUGAUAGAUAAAUGAAUAUAUUCAUACAAACACACAUACACCCACUAUGGUCAGAACACACAUCUGAAUGUCUAAAAAGGAAGAAAAUUUAAAAAGAAAGAAAACUUCCGAGUUAAAUGUCCCAGUGAGGCAUUAUGCAGGCGUACUGCCAUCCGUAUAAAGGAGCGCCAACAGCAUUUCUUCACACACUUCUGCUGACUAAUUCUUUGGCUGAAAGUACUAAAUGUUAGUGUGUCAGAGAGAGGAUGUGCAGCAAUGUUUAUAAGGACGCUCAGUUUUGUUUUCCUUCUCUCCACUGCUACUACCUGCACAGGGUCCAAAGUGAAGCCCGUAACUGAGCCUGC